Molecule: messenger RNA, 1836 nt
Organism: Fusarium falciforme
Lineage: Eukaryota; Fungi; Ascomycota; Sordariomycetes; Hypocreales; Nectriaceae
Product: GMC-OxRdtase-N domain-containing protein
Exons: 4
Coding region: 1-1836 (611 amino acids)
Molecular function (GO): flavin adenine dinucleotide binding; oxidoreductase activity, acting on CH-OH group of donors
Source: RefSeq, a predicted model, not a curated record
AUGGGUUUGUAUACGAAGCUCGCCGACGAUAUCGAUGAAGUCGACGUCAUCAUCGCCGGAGGUGGCACCGCUGCCUGCGUCGUGGCUGGACGUCUAGCAGAAGCCGACCCAAAUCUCUCUGUCCUCGUCAUCGAAGGAGGUCCAGACAACCGUGGCAUCCAGAACAUCGAGAAUCCAGUCUUCUAUCCUGAUCAUUUGCUACCCACUAGCAAGGCGACCAUCUUUUACAAAGCCAACAAGGCAGAACAACUAGCUGGUCGAGAAUGCAUUGUUCCCUCGGGCGGCGUGCUCGGAGGAGGCUCGUCGAUCAAUUUCCUCAUGUACACUCGUGCUCAGCGGUCCGACUUUGACUCGUGGAACACACCUGGAUGGUCUGGAGAUGAGAUGCUCCCGUUCUUGAAGAAGUUCGAGACAUACCACGGCAAAGGCAACCCAGAGCUUCACGGGUUCAACGGCCCAAUCCAUGUCAGCGACGGCCCUUUUCGCAAUACCAAAGUCGAAGACGACGUCCUCAAGGCUGCAGCAGCCGUCGGAUGGCCCGAGAUCAAGGACCUACAGGAUCUCGACAGCAACAACGGUUUCGAGCGCUGGCUUCGUUACAUUUCACCCGACGGGAAGAGACAAGACACUGCACGGAAGUAUCUACACGACAAGCUCGAAGGGGACAAGUACCCAAACCUUCACAUCCUUGUCGAGUCCAAGGUUAUCCGCGUGCUUCUUGAUGACGACAAACGGGCUGUUGGUGUUGAAUAUACCCCCAAUCCUGCGUUCCAACUCCAACUUCCUGCCAGCCAACAUCCAAAGCGCACCGUCAAGGCUCGUAAGCUCGUGGUUGUUUCCUGUGGUGCCUGUGGCACGCCAUCCGUCCUCGAAAGAUCGGGUGUUGGUUCCCCCAAGAUCCUCAAGAGAGCGGGUGUCCCUGUUCUUGUCGAUCUCCCUGGUGUGGGCCACGAAUAUGAGGAUCACAACAUCAUUCUCUACCCAUACAGGACAGGACUUGAGCCCCACGAGACUGCUGACUGGAUCUUCAGAGACUCGGAACACCGCCAAGCACUGGUUGACUCGAAGCAUCCACAAAUUGGCUGGAACACUGUCGAACUCUCAUCCAAGCUUCGACCUACUGAAGCCCAGGUUGAUGAGCUUGGUCCCGAGUUCCGAGCUGCGUGGGAUAAAGACUUCAAGGAUAUUCCGAACCGUCCAUUGAUGCUCACAGCUGUCAUUUCCGCUUUCUAUGGCGACCUUGCAACUGUCCCAAUGGGACAAUACAUGACCAUCGCCAACUACACCGCGUACCCCUACUCUCGAGGGCACCUUCACAUCACCGGACCUGACAUCACUGAUCCACUUGACUUUAACGUGGGAUUCCUCACAGACAAGGGCGACAUUGAUCUCAAGAAGCAAUUGUGGGCUUACAAAAGAUCCCGUGAGAUCAUGCGACGAACGGAACUGUAUCGUGGUGAGAUUCCCGCCGGCCAUCCAAACUUCCCCCCUGGCUCCAAGGCGGCUUGUGUCGAUCUCAGCGGGAGAUUGGAAAAUGUCAAGGAUGUAGAGUACUCUGCAGAAGAUGACAAGGCCAUCGAGCAGUUCAUCCGCGAGCGAGUUGAAACAACAUGGCACUCGAUCGGCACAGCCAAGAUGGCCCCUCGUGAGAAAUUUGGUGUCGUGGACAAAGACCUGAACGUCUGGGGAACAAAGGGUCUCAAGCUUGCUGAUUUGAGCAUUCCGCCGAUGAAUGUCGGGGCGAACACGAACAACACGGCCAUUGUGAUUGGCGAGAAGGCUGCGGAUAUCAUCAUCAAGGAGCUAGGGCUUGACAGCAAGGGAGCAAAAUUGUAG